Ylistrum balloti is the source of this 2663-nucleotide messenger RNA. RefSeq lists its product as uncharacterized. The record is from RefSeq and is a predicted model, not a curated record. The transcript is spliced from 12 exons. Bases 145 to 1524 code for a protein of 459 amino acids. Gene Ontology annotation, molecular function: protein binding. Lineage: Eukaryota; Metazoa; Mollusca; Bivalvia; Pectinida; Pectinidae.
AGACAGCUGUGUGGAUAUUUCGUCUGUGGUACUCCUUAAAGUGGUACUCGUUUAAAUAUGGUGAAAUUGUCUGAUUUGUUGAGACCAUCGGAAGAAAGUAGUUAACAUCAAUUUAUCCAAAUUCACGUUCUGUGAUGAACGACCAUGUGGAAAAGUCUCAUGAUGUUAACGGCGGUUAUACUCGGAAAGGACCUCUGUCUGUUUGUAGAAUCGACUUGUGUACUCGGAAAGACAAACUAUGCGGACGGAGAUGUUUGGAGGUUCAACGAAUGCGUGAACUGUACCUGUAACGGAACGCGGGUGGAUUGCGUGAAGGAGCACUGCCCAACACCCUCGUGUACAGAGCCUAAGAUUGUGCCCGGUGUGUGUUGCCCUUUCUGUGAAGUCGUGCCAGGCGACAAUGGGGAGGCAGACAACGGUGGAAAGGGAUGUCAGUACGACGGGGACGAGUACUCGGACGGCGAAGUAUUCACCUCCAAUUCAACCGGCAUCAUACUCAACGCCGAUAACCAGUGUAUCAACUGUAUAUGUACGAAAGGGGAUGUACUCUGCUACUUGAAAACUUGCAACAUUCCAAAGAAGUGUAAGAAAUGGCUGAACCAUAGUGACAAUUGUUGUCGACAAUGUGCAGACGACGUUAACGCCUCGCUUGAUGAGAACAGUUCUUCAGUAGACAUCGAACAUAAAGCUGAGCACGAUUGUCUGGACUCGGAAGGAACGAUCCACGAGAACGGGUCGGAAUGGCGACCACAAGUAUCCAACUGUGUCACGUGUUCUUGUCUGAACGGAGAAAUAGACUGUCAUAAACUCACGUGUCCACCUGACGAUCUUCUCCCCUGCAAGAACCCCAGACGGCGAGGAAACUCCUGCUGUAAGACCUGUCGCCGGAAGAAGAAGCCCAGAAAGGUCUGCUUGACGAGCAUGCGCAGGAAGAAUAAAAGAAAUAAAAAGAAAAAUGGGAAGAGGCAAAAUAGAAAGAAAGAUCGGAAAAAUCGAAAUCAAGAUAGUCAGUCGGGGACCGCGCCAGUUGUUGAUGUGACGUCACUUCCUUCAUUAAGAGACAAUAUUGAUACAAAUAAUCUGACAAUUCCGGAUUUUUAUGGGCAAAUGUGUAUGUCUAAGAAGCGAGACCACAUAGUGUAUCGUUAUGUGGGAGGCAGGUUUCUUUUUGUGGCAUUUGACGACGCUAAAUCACACCAGGUGGAGGUGUGGCGCUGGAGACUGAAGCAGAGAGUUUGUGAUGUCAAUCUACCAGCACAGAAGAAGUGUAAGGCCAUGUCCGCAAACAUCCGUCUGUCAGGCCUGGAAAAGUUUACGUUUCCAUCGGAUCACUUCCGGAAACAAGUCACACAGGAAAUGAUUUUUGGUUCUACACCAAAAAAACAAGUCAGGAACUUUAAGAAAAAGCUGAUAAGGUCAAUGGCAAAGUGUUCCAAGAAAAAUAAAUGUCGUGUGAAAAUGGUGACCCGGGCUAUCUAUAAGAACAUCGAUCUGAAACACGUCAGCUAUAAUUGUGGCUGCUGAUUGGUCGUCGUGUUGACAAGCACCAUGCAUCGUUAGCGACACAUGUUCGCUAACUGGCGGAUAGUUAUUGACCUUCGGAACUGUGAUUGGCUGAAAGUUACUGAAACACAGAGCUGUGAUUAGCGGGAAGUUAGUAAAACUCACAGCUGUGAUUGGUAGGCGGUUAAUGACACCCACAGCUGUGAUUGGUAGGCAGUAAGAGACACCCACAGCUGUGAUUGGCGGGCAGUAAGAGACACCCACAGCUGUGAUUGGUAGGCGGAUAGUGACGUUCACAGCUGUGAUAUAAUGUUAGGACGACUAUAGAAAUAGCAAUGACUCACUGUUACCAUCAUUCAGGAGAGGAGUUCGAUUUCACUUUGCACAUGUGAAAGUUCUGAAUUGAUCACUAUGCCGGAUAUAUGAACAAGUAACACUGGUGUAUUUUUAUUAGUUACACAGUAUAUAUACAUAGUUUAUAGCAGAACAUUCAUGAGUCUAUGAGAAGGAUACAAAGCGUUCAAGCGCUUAGACACGCUUUAGUUCUUAGAGAGGUUAAAAGGGCGUGGCUUAGGCUUCAUUUGUAUAUAGGAUCAAAUAUUGAUCAAAACAAGCAUAAACCAACAUGGUAUAUAUAAAUCUAAUAUAUAUGUAUUUAUAUCACGUGACCUAGCCUGAGGAUUAAGAUUUAGUUUAUUGAGAAGUGGAAGACGGCGUUGAAUGCGAGAAAGUAAGAGUUUUGAACUAAAGGAAAAAAACGAAGAAUUCAGAAGAGGAUGCAUAUCAGUAGGUAUGGAUUGCUGCGGCAAGUGGUCGGUUUGACGUGUCAAUGCAAAGCGCUUUCAUUUUCUUAAAGACAGACUGAAUGGUGGGCGUAGAUUUGUGUGUGUGACGUUUUGUUUGUCUUCUUAAGAUAAAAAUAUAUAAUGUAUAUUAACCCAUGGAACUACGAAGUAUAUUUGUUACGUGUAUAUAAAUGUGUUCGCUUCCUAUAUGUCGGUUUUAACCUACUUCUAAGUUAGUAAUCAGCAGUAGGCUGACGAACUGACACCAAGAACGAUAACUCCUACUGGGAGACACCUGCCUUUGUGACUUUCCGUGUUGUUAAAAGCUUUCAGAUCGAUUUUGUUAAAAUUAUAAAAUGAAGUAAAAAUUAAUAA